AUGUCUGAACAGGCGAACGUGUUCACACUUGAGCAAUGUGAUUGGUGUGCCCGACUCAUCGAACGACGACCCAGUAACUCUCCUGGUUGUGACGAUCGAUUGACCCGCCAGUCAGGACUUCCCAGUCAGGUCCUUCUGAGUGUUGACGGGAAACCACAAGUCAAACAAUCGCUUCCUUAUUCCACAGGGCAGCUUUCGAUUGAAGAAAUCUAUGUGGCUCGUAGCCCACCUUCAGCCGAGUUUACUACAUUUGGCAGCAGUAUUAUCUUACCCCGACGACAAUUCCGUGGCUGCAUUCGUCAUCUUGCAGUUAGGUCUCCGGUGGGAGAAACAUCCUUGGUUUCAAUGAAGAAUACAGAAUUGGUGAAGGUUCAGUUGCCUAACACAGUUGAAAUCCGACAAGAAUGUGACGCCCGAAUUCUUGCUCCACCUAUCUCCCAAAGUUCGGAAUGGUCAACUCGAAGUCGAUACUCAACGUUCGUCACCUUUUCAAAACCCGGUGGAUACCUUCGAACAUCCGGCUGGCGAGUCGUAUCGUCCGCCGAACUAUCCUUCAAAAUGCAGACUACGGAACCUGAUGGUUUGCUUCUUUAUGGUUCAUCGGUACAUGAAUAUGACCUGCUGGAGGCGCAAGAUAUCGCGACUUACACUCCGGCUAUUCCGGGGGCCGGUAAAGCUGGAUUCGACAUAAUUGCUUUGGAACUUCGAGAAGGCCGUCUUGUGGGAAGUGUGAACAGUGGAUCGGGCGUAGUUCAGCUGGAACCCACUGAUCAUAUAAGCAGAGAGGUUUCAAAGUCUGUCCUCACCGAUGGUCAGAUACAUGAUGUUGAUGUGAAGUUUCAUGAAGGGAGCAUGCUGAUCAAAGUGGACAACAAAAGUUAUAUUUCUUAUAUCGUGGAAAAGACGUCUUACAAAUAUCUCAACCUCAAUGGCAUAUUCUACAUUGGAGGUGUUCCAAACUCAAUACGACUUGUUUCCUCUGCAAUCUCUCCCGAAGUCUGGUCGAUUCGUCUGAACAAGGAUUUCGUCGGUUGCAUCGGGGACCUCAGGGUUAACAAUGAGUUGUGGGAUAUCGAUUUGGAAAUGAGAGCUUGCUGGGCAGAAGGUUUUGUUCACCUUCACUGUUACCCACCCACCACAUUCAACUGGUGCGCCACUGAAGGUUGCAAAAACGGUGGGAUCUGCUCGGUUGGAUGGAAUCGACACACGUGUGACUGUGACACAACAAAUUUUGGCGGGGAGCAGUGUUCGGAAGCACCCUUGAUUCUCGGCUUCAAUGGCCAUCAGUGGCUGAGGAUACAAUUCGGGCCUUUCCCCGUUCGAUCACUUUCAGAAGAACUAUUGAUUCGAUUUCGAACUAGGCAGCUUCAAGGGCUAUUAUUCACCACGUACAAUCCAUCAUCUGCUGCUAGCGAUUGUUUCGAAGUGCGAAUUGACUCGGGUCAGCUGCUCGUAAUUUAUGACUUUGGAGAGGAGAGAAAGAAAUAUACAAGUGCACAAUUCGUUGCGGAUCACCGUUGGCACACAUUGCGACUGAGUCGAAGGGACCGUUAUCUGAAUUUUUCCGUAGACAAUUAUUUUCAAAUUUAUGGGUCAUUUCAUCCCGUUAUUACUUUAAAAGACAUUCCAAGAGAUCGUCGUUUUCUAUCUCACAAACACAUCAUCCUUGGACGGUUGGAACCCCUGGCGUAUCACACAGCGACUGAGACCUUCCCAAUGACUUCUUCAUAUAGACCAGAUCCAAGUAUACUACGGUCCGUUUUCAUUGGCCACAUCAUGAAAUUCAUCUUCAACGGUGUCGAUUUCCUUCAUGUAUCGAAGCAGUUGCUCAACCUGCCCGAAUACUCACUGUGGAAACGCCGCCUGGAAAUAACUGCAACGGAAGGUGUCCAAAAUCCGUUCAUUGAAUAUCCCGUCUCCUUGGCCUCACAAAGUUCGUAUGUGGCGGUCGAUCUACCAGACGGCCGAAGUGGAUUUUCUCUUCAGUUUUGGGUCAAAACUGAUAAAGAACACGGACAACUACUUGUUUACACUGUUCAAGGGAUUACCUUUUUUGCAUUGGAAAUUGUAAACGGCCAUUUGGAAGCUGUCGUGCGACCAGACGGGCGUACUAAACUGGCAUUAUACAAACCUAUAACUGAUGCCAAAUGGCACAAGUUACAAAUUUCCAGUAAUCCUUCACUACCAGAAGCCUUGGUUAUCGGAGGCGAUGAAGGGCGACAUAUUGUGAAUAUUUCUAUCCCGAUAUCUAUCAACAACCAAACGAUAUUCAUUGGUGGAUAUCCAGUGACCGGCGUUCAGGACGAAAUAGACGGCAGCGGACUGCUUACAUCCAAAGCAGCAUUUUCCGGUUGCGUCGCAUCUAUUGCUCUGGCCUACUCUUCUGAUGACAUGCAAAGACGACAGUCGUCAAGCGGCUUGGUUCAAACUGCUGGAUACAUAGCGGAGGAUGCACACAGCGCCAACUUUUUAUCAGAUGACUUGUCAAAAUUGACCCGGUGGAAUAACGUUAGUCCAGGUUGUAACGUAUUUUCAAAUGAGGUUCGCCAUCGUUACGACGGCCAUUGUACCCCUCGAAUAUGCCAUUUCGAUGGAAGGUGUGUACAACAGCUUGGCGCGACACGAUGUGACUGCUCAAUGACGAGCUUGGCUGGAAAGUACUGCACAGACGUUGGAGCUGCCAUUCACUUGUCCGCGAGUCCACUUGGCGUCCUGAAAUUUGAGCUCAGCCCACCACAGAACACCACAAGGGAUCAUUUGGCAUUCGGCAUACAGGCAACAAAACGAGGGUCCAGAUCGCUUGUUACAAUAAAAGGACACGGCACCUCAACGGAUUUUCUUCGGGUAUCAGUAAUCCCACUGAAGUCUCGUCAUGUACUUCUGGUACGUUAUAACAUGGGAGGUGGUCAGCAGACGUUGCUUGAACACAACGUGGAUAUCGCCGAUGGACGUUAUCACGUUGUACAGCUCAUCCGUGAUGGAGCCAACUGCAUGCUGCGCAUUGACCUGGAACACGAACGGGUGAAUAUACCAAAGGGGACACAAGGAAUGCACUUCAACGAUAUAAAGUACAUUCAUGUGGGAACCCCGGUGACCACAUGGCAAAAAGAUGCGUCUACAUCAAGAAACCAGUCGGGUUCAGAAUAUGAUCAAGUUUUCGAGGGAUAUAUUACAGGUUUGAACUAUAACGGAAUCGACUUGCUACAAGUUGUCAAUGGGCUAAUAAUACCUGGAAUCUUCCUCAGUGCUGGUCAUGAUAUCGAGAUGAAAUCAGGUUUUCAACCAAACAUGGAACACCUUCGAGCAGCUCAGAAAAGAUCCGACAGCACGGUCCCCCUAACUGCGAAUGACAUGCAGGUUCAUUCGAGACAAAAUGUUCCGACAGAUCACCGAUCGGAGCCAUUGAUUGUACCGAGAAUAAACUGUUUGCAACCAGAAGGCGGUUACGAUGCGAAAACUUGUCUACCAAGUGAUGAAGAUGGACUGAUCAGACCAUUCAUAGAGUUUAGCCGAACGGCUGUGUUGGAGGAAACAACCAAGAAGCCGUCUGAAGCAAAUCAUUGGAAUGCAGAUCAAAGCAGAAACAAGCAACCACAGCCGAAUGACUCCGGAUCGCUCAAUAUGGCUUCAAAUACGAACGCGGGUGAACCUGGCAUCCUGGAUUAUCAUCCUUACAAUCAGCCCAACCGAAAAAAGCAACAUAAUCCUGAUAUCGGGUUGGAUGGGGCUGUACUUUCCAGUAAAUCCUUUCAGAGCCCGGAAGAAAUCGAUGUAUUUGAAAUAUCUCAUGAUGGGCUGAAGCCGGAAUAUGCUUUCAAGAAACACUAUGUGUUCAACAUAGGUCUUAUCGCCUCCGUAUCUGCCGGUGGAAUCUGCGUAUUAAUAGUUAUCACUUGCGUUAUAUACCGAUGUAUGCGUCGCGACGAAGGUUCCUAUAAUGUUGAUGAAAGCUUAGCGUACACCGGUGAAUCUACAAGAACUCCAACGGUGGUCGGUCACCGCCUAUCUAAAGAUCCUCAAAUAUCUGACUCGGUGACAAUGCGAAACUUAACAAAGUCCGAAGACGAAGGACAGUGUCUUCAACUGGCAGGAAAAACAGCACUCAUCGUUACGUUCAGCGACACAUGUAAGGCGAACAUCCCAACCGCCAACUCUCCUUGUCCGCUUAAUUCGCCCAAACGUGAAGCACCUACUUCGCCAUCACUCGGUUCAAUUGAAAGCGACAAGCGAAAAUCCGAUUUAAUCAGGAUAGAAUCCCCAACCGAACGAAAGAGUUUGUCAGUAAGCAAAAGUAAAUCUGGGAAGAAAAUCAAUGACUCACAGGAAUGGUAUGUCUGAAGAGAAAAAAUGAGUCAUAUAUCAGACCGUCGUAUGUACCAUUUAUUGUUAUGGCACUCCGAACCAAACUUUCCAAAACUUUCAGUUUUUGUUACCAUAUAGUAUUGGAAUGAUUCCACGUUAUAUAUUAUGCUCACUUUGUCAGAUUUGUAUAUAAGUAUAAGUAUGUCAAUAUGUGUACAAGAUACGAAUGCUCAUACUGCGAAAUAUCCAUUUUAUUUGUUAUGUUGUAUGAUGGAAAAUGUAUUGCACGCGUUGGAUUAGCUGUGAGAACCGAUAAAUUUUGGCCAUUA
Opisthorchis viverrini is the source of this 4631-nucleotide messenger RNA. RefSeq lists its product as hypothetical. The record is from RefSeq and is a predicted model, not a curated record. Lineage: Eukaryota; Metazoa; Platyhelminthes; Trematoda; Opisthorchiida; Opisthorchiidae. The transcript has 17 exons. The coding region runs from base 1 to 4338 and encodes 1445 amino acids.